Molecule: messenger RNA, 1824 nt
Organism: Bacidia gigantensis
Lineage: Eukaryota; Fungi; Ascomycota; Lecanoromycetes; Lecanorales; Ramalinaceae
Exons: 2
Coding region: 1-1824 (607 amino acids)
Molecular function (GO): ATP binding; DNA binding; hydrolase activity
Source: RefSeq, a predicted model, not a curated record
AUGGCCUCGCAAGCUCGCUCUUCAUCGAUGCGCCAAUGUGGCGACUACGACUCCGCGAGAAAUCGAUACUACGGCGUCAUAUUUACUCAGCUAAUCGACCGGAUUAAAGCAAGAGAUGAUGAAGCAAAACAAACUCUAAUCCUAGUACAUCGUCGCGAGCUUGUUGAACAAGCCGCUCGUCACUGUGCUACUGCAUAUCCAUGGAAGACUAUCGAGGUUGAGAUGGGCAAAUCCCACGGUUCAGGAGUGGCUGAUAUUACAAUUGCUUCAGUCCAGACUAUGAUCUCGAAGAACAGAAUGUUGAAGUACAAUCAUCGCGACUUUAAACUAGUGCUUGUGGAUGAGGCGCAUCAUAUCGUCUCAGCUAGCUAUAUGGACGUCCUGAAGCAUUUUCAUUUAUCAAAAGAUAAUCUUAGCGAUACGUCUCCGUCCCUUGUUGGUGUCUCUGCUACAAUGUCGCGCUUUGAUGGGCUCAGACUCAGUGAUGCAAUCGACCACAUUGUCUACCACAAAGACUAUGUUGACAUGAUAGAGGAUAAGUGGCUCUCAGAUGUCAUUUUUACUACCGUACAGUCCAAGGUAGAUCUCUCAGGAGUCAAAAAUGCCCCAUCUGGAGACUUCCAAGUCGGUGAUCUCGCCAAAGCUGUGAACACCCCCGAGGCCAAUGAGACCACGGUAAGAGCGUGGAAAGCUCGUGCCUUUGGCCGGAAAUCUACUCUUGGCUUCUGUGUGGAUCUGGCCCAUGUCGCAGAUUUAACGUCGACUUUCCGCUGUCAUGGUUAUGAUGCUAGGUUCGUGACUGGUGACACCCCAAAGUCAGUUCGUAGUCAGCGACUGGACGCGUUCAAAAGCGGGGAGUUCCCAGUCUUGCUCAAUUGUGGGGUGUUCACGGAGGGGACUGAUAUUCCAAACAUUGAUUGCAUCUUGCUGGCACGGCCAACUAAGUCACGUAAUUUACUGAUUCAAAUGAUCGGCCGUGGUAUGCGGUUACAUCCGGAGAAACAAAAUUGCCAUAUAGUCGAUAUGGUCGCUUCGUUAGAGGCAGGAAUAGUGACAACCCCCACCUUAUUUGGGUUGGACCCUCAUGCGCUCGUGGAAGCAGCGACUGUCGAGCAAAUGAAAACAGCUCAAGAGCGGAAGACUGCAGAGCAAGUACGGGAGCUACGCAUUGACGACAGAACCCCCUUGGAGCCUGACAGGAUGACAAGGAGGACUCUGACCUUCACUGACUACGAUUGCGUAUAUGACCUGAUUUCAGACACGUCAGGAGACUAUCAUAUCCGUGGCAUCAGUCAGUUAGCUUGGGUCAUGGUAGGGCCUACGCGUUAUAUACUCAGCGCACAGGAUGGAUCGUACGUUACCCUUGAAAGAAAGACGGAGCAGGAGGACCUAAAUUUCGGUGUCAUUUAUACGCAGAGAAUGCCGGAACAUUACAAGGAGAUACACAACACCAAGUCACCCUUCUUGAGACCACGUGAGAUUGCUAAGUCUGUGAGCUUUUCCGACGCAGUACAUGCUGCAGACACAUUCGCUUCUCAGAAGUUUGCGUGGAAAUUCAUAGGAAGAAACCAACCUUGGCGGAGACUGCCCGCCACCGACAGCCAACUUGCCUUUCUGAACAAAUUACGCCCUCAGCACGAUCCUCUCACUGCAGAAUCUUUGACGAAGGGCAAAGCGACCGACAUGAUCUCGAAAAUGAAGUUUGGGGCGAAGGGUUGGUAUGGCGAGAUGAAAGCAAAGGAAAAAAGGAAGUUAGAGAAAGCACGCCAUGUAGAUAACCUGAGGGAACGUGAGCAAGUCAGAGUAGGCCCAAUAGCGAAAUAG